This is a messenger RNA of Westerdykella ornata, 2643 nucleotides long. RefSeq lists its product as uncharacterized. NCBI's taxonomy places the organism in Eukaryota, Fungi, Ascomycota, Dothideomycetes, Pleosporales, Sporormiaceae. The record is from RefSeq and is a predicted model, not a curated record. Bases 1 to 2643 code for a protein of 880 amino acids. Gene Ontology annotation, biological process: DNA-templated transcription; regulation of DNA-templated transcription. Gene Ontology annotation, molecular function: DNA binding; DNA-binding transcription factor activity, RNA polymerase II-specific; zinc ion binding. The transcript is spliced from 8 exons.
AUGCAGAGCUUCACCUUCGCCCCGCCGACCUUGCCGCCUCGGGAAACCCAGCGCAAUUAUGUCUUCGUCGACGAGCACAACAGGCACAAACGCCUCAAAGUCAUGAGGGCAUGCGAAGGUUGCCGAAGACGCAAGAUCAAAUGCGAUGCCGCCACUACCAAUUCCUGGCCAUGCGCUGCCUGCAUCCGCCUGAAACUGAACUGUGUCCCGCCAACCGUCAGCUAUGAGAAGGAUUCAUAUGCCAACACGCAGACCUUCGAACUCGACACCAAGCCCCUGGAAUAUGCGCCUCCCCUCGACCCCCAUCACCAUUUCCAAAGGCACAGCAUUGCCGCCAUCCCUCAGCCGUUGCAACCCCAGAUGCCUGUGGGCAUGCAGCCUGCCGUCUCCGCCGCCUACGUCGAUGGUAUGCCCGUGUACCAGAAUGCAUCCUAUGCCGACCCUCCCGCCCAGGAGCACCUUCAAUAUCCCUCCGUACCUCAAGGCCCAAUGCUUCAACAGAAUAUGGCCUACCCGAAUCAGCACAUCUACUCCGAAGCCCCAACCGCUGCGCCCGCCGGGAGCAUGAGCCCAAUCGAGAGCGAGGCUACCUGGAGGACCGAAUCCAUGACCACUCUGACCGACGCUCUAGGUGAACUCAAAAUCGAAUAUGAUGCAGUUGCUCCAUACAUUGCGAAUCAGAAGAAAGCGCUCGCGGAAGCUCCGGCUCAGGAGGAAUAUGAAGUGCAGCUGCCUCUCUCGUCUAGCCUAGACCAUACAGUGCGCAUCCCGCCCGAGAUGAUGCCCUCGGACGAGAAAGCACUGCAGUAUUUCGAAUAUUACUUCACCAACAUUCAUCCCUAUUGUCCCGUCAUCAACAAGGCAUACUUCUAUCAACAAUGGCAAACAGCCCGCGCAUCCAUCUCGCCUCUCAUGUUGGAGGCUAUAUUCGCUUGUGCAUGCGUCAUGUUGGAGCCGGCCGAAGGCAACAAAUGGUUGGCCCUCGCAUCCAAGCAUGAGGAAAGCUUCAAAGACGUUUCACGCUUGAGCACCAUGCAAGCCAUGAUUCUGUUGCUCAAGGCGAGGGAAGCAUCACCGAAGCGCGGCUACUUCUGGCGUUCAUGGAUGACGGUAGUGAGCUUGGUGGCAAUGGGGAAAGACCUCGAUUUGCAUGAACACCACGAAACACACCAGAUGGGGAGGCCUUGCGGCUCCUCAGUACAUGACUGCAUCACGAAAACGAGGGUUUGGCACAUGCUCUUCGUCUUGGAGAUCAUGGUUGGCGGUCCACAAGGUCGCCUUGACUUUGGAGUCGGUCUGGACACCGUUGAUUUUGAGAUGCCGCGGCCUACCCCUGCGCUCGAUGCCACCGAGUACCAGAUUUCCCGACAGUUUUCCCAGUACAUACGUAUCAUAAAGAACAUAUACGAGACAUGUAUCCUAUAUGGGAGGCUCAAGAAGAAGACCAACGAUUGGGGCAGGGACCCCACCUUCAUUGCUCACAACAAGGAUUUUCCCGCUUGGCUGCGGGAUCUUCCCGAGGACAUGCAGAUUGUCUAUCCCCCGGACGGAUCGAUACCAUGGAUCCCUUCCCAUUACAUUGCAAACAUGCACACAUAUCACUACUUAGGACACAUUAUGCACCUGCGUCCUCAGCUACACGUCGUAUCCGACCCCAAUGACAGUGCCUGGAAGCAGGCCAUGGCUUCGGCGUACUCGGCAGCGAAGAACAUGUGCAAACUGCAAGAGGCAGUACUGAAGGUCUAUGGUCUGCCCGGACUAUUGUUCAUGCAGAGAGGCAUAUCUUUCACUGUUUACGCAGUGCUCACCUGCAUCAUGCUACACCUGGUCGCGAUAACUAGUCCGGAUCCUGACCUGAAUAACGAUGCUAGGGAGUUCUUUGUACGGCAUAUGCGGAUUCUGGAGCAGUGCACCGGGGUAUUGCCCAUGCCGGAGAUGCAACAACAAGUGAACAAUUUGCGCCAGGCCUUUUCUGCAGAUGUCACGAAGCCCUUCGAAUUGAAGCCGACAUUCCCCUUCGGAAGCCCUCAAGUCACCACCCAGGCCAGCCCUUUGAGCAACGACGGCUCCUACCGAACUCGUCUGCCCAGCCAACCUUCACCGGUGGAUCAACCAGGUCAGGUCAACUACCAUGCACACCCUAUCACUCCACCAAUCUCGGCUUCCGGUCACGAGUCGAAGGCUGACUCUCCCGUAGCUCAGUCUCUGGUCAUGAUGGCUUCCGGUCAAAGGGCUCCCCAACCGGCAAAUAUGCCGAUGCAAGAGCCCGUGCAGUGGAAUCCGCAGAGAAUCUUUGAUCAAUGGAAUGUAGCCUUUGGUACGCCUGCUCCUCUCAGUGCAUCCUCACAAGCAUCCCCGCCUCUAAGACCGCCUCCCGCAGGAAACUAUGAGGUCCGGACGCCUCAGGAACCUAACCAGCCGAAUUACCAGCUACCGACGAUCUCUCCCCAGCCCAACAACCUGCAGGGCGCACAACCGCAGCUUGCACCCGCGACCGGCUACCCGGCACCGAACACAUCCUACGUGACUCCCACCAUGUGGCAAGAAGUCGUUGCAAGCUCGUUCCCAGACAACCUGAAGCGCCGAUGGGACCAGGGGAAUCCGGGAUUGACUGACCAGUCCAUGUACAAGAGGGCGCGCUGA